Messenger RNA from Branchiostoma floridae (Florida lancelet), 2105 nucleotides. Its product is annotated as tetratricopeptide repeat protein 30A-like. The transcript has 17 exons. NCBI's taxonomy places the organism in Eukaryota, Metazoa, Chordata, Leptocardii, Amphioxiformes, Branchiostomatidae. Gene Ontology annotation, cellular component: intraciliary transport particle B; axonemal microtubule. Gene Ontology annotation, biological process: intraciliary transport. The coding region runs from base 130 to 2079 and encodes 649 amino acids. The record is from RefSeq and is a predicted model, not a curated record. Gene Ontology annotation, molecular function: protein binding; intraciliary transport particle B binding.
GGAGCAUCGGGGUAGUUGGCAUUCCUAGAGACGAAAACGGCGGCGGCAGUGUGGAAAAGUCUGGUUUUGUUGUGAGGUUUUCUUCAAUUUUGAUAGGCUAAUCCGAACGAGUCACCUGAAAGAAACACCAUGGACUCACUACUGCAACCGAAGGAAGGGGAAUACACGGCUACAGUGUAUCGAAUGAUCAAAGAGGGCAAGUUCAUCGAUGUCGUCCAUCUGCUGAAUUUGGAGCUGCAGAGUCAUCCCAAGUCCCGUCCUGCCCUGUCCCUCCUGGGGUACUGCUACUACCAGCUGCAGGACUUUGUGAAUGCAGCAGAGUGUUACGAACAACUUUCCCAGCUGCAUCCUGAAGUGGACGACUAUAAGCUGUACCAUGCCCAGUCCCUGUACAAGGCCUGUAUGUACCAGGAGGCCACCAAGGCUACCUUCACUCUGGAGAGUCAAGCUUACCAGGCUAAGAUCCUGAAGCUUCAAGCAGCCAUCAAGUAUGGAGAGGAGGACCUGUCUGGGGCAAAGAGCCUUGUGGAACAAGGUCCAUCUGAAGACCCUGACACAGAUAUCAACCUUGGCUGUCUCCUCUACAAGGAGGGGCGUUAUGAGGAGGCGUGUCAUAAGUUCACCACUGCCAUGCAGAUCCUCGGUUACAAAGCUGAUCUAUCCUACAACAUAGCCCUGUGCUACUACAGCAUGAGACAGUAUGCACCAGCCCUGAAACACAUAGCAGACAUCAUAGAAAGGGGAAUUCGAGACCAUCCAGAGUUGAGUGUCGGCAUGACAACUGAGGGGAUUGAUGUGAGGAGUGUUGGGAACACACUCAUUCUGCAUGAGACGGCUCUUAUAGAGGCCUUCAACCUCAAGGCAGCCAUAGAACACCAGCUCAAGAACUACGAGGCAGCCAAGGAGGCCCUGACGGACAUGCCACCCCGAGCAGAGGAGGAGCUUGACCCGGUGACCCUACAUAACCAGGCCCUGAUGAACAUGGACAACAACCCCACGCAGGGCUUCGAGAAGCUGCAGUUCCUCCUGCAGCAGAACCCCUUCCCUCCGGAGACGUUUGGCAACCUGCUCCUGCUGUAUAUCAAGUAUGAGUACUAUGAUCUUGCAGCAGAUGUCCUUGCAGAGAAUGCUCACCUCACAUACAAGUAUCUCAGUCCCACAUUGUAUGACUUUAUGGAUGCAGUGAUCACGUGUCAGACUGCACCAGAAGAGGCCUACAGAAAGCUGGAUGAGAUGGCGUCCAAGCAGACUGACCAGCUCAGAAAACUCACCAAGCAGGUACAAGAAGCCAGGCAGAACCAUGAUGAUGAGUCUGUCAAGAAAACUGUUAACGAGUAUGAUGAGGCAUUAGAAAGGUACAUCCCCAUCCUGAUGGCACAAGCGAAGAUCUACUGGGACCUGGAGAACUACUCGCAGGUGGAGAAGAUCUUCCGCAAGUCCGUGGAGUUCUGCAACGAGCACGAGAUGUGGCGACUCAACGUGGCGCACGUCCUCUUCAUGCAGGAGAGCAAGUUCAAGGAGGCCACAGGGUUCUACGAACCAAUCGUCAAGAAGCACUACGAUAAUAUUCUCAAUGUCAGUGCGAUAGUGCUGGCCAACCUCUGUGUGUCCUACAUCAUGACCAGUCAGAAUGAGGAGGCAGAGGAACUGAUGCGGAAGAUUGAGAAGGAGGAGGAGCAGGUGGCUUAUGAUGACCCAGAUAAAAAGAUCUACCACCUCUGCAUUGUCAACCUGGUUAUUGGGACACUAUAUUGUGCCAAAGGAAACUAUGAGUUUGGCAUCUCCAGAGUUAUCAAAAGCUUGGAACCCUACAAUAAGAAGCUUGGUACGGACACCUGGUUCUACGCUAAGCGCUGCUUCAUGUCCCUGCUGGAGAACAUGGCCAAACACAUGAUCAUGCUGAGGGACAGCAUCGUGCAGGAGUCCAUCCAGUUUCUGGAGCACUGCGAAGCCUAUGGCAAGGAUGUGGCAGCUGUUGUAGAACAGCCAUUAGAAGAGGAGCCCAUGCACGAAGGACGGAACACUGUCACGUUCGAGGCACGGCUUCUCAAGGCGCUGUUUCUCGAGCUUCUGGCAUGAGAUUUUCCCAAGUGUUAUGUCGUCCA